AUGGUGACGAGUUGUCAGGUCUUGCUGCAACUGUUGCUCCUAGUGACGCUACUGCAUGAAUCAGUCGCGGAGAAUUUUGCAGACUUGACGAUUUCGUCACGAAUGGCUCAGCUUAUCAAUUCAGGCGUAGAGUCACCAAAGCUUCAGCUCAAUACAACGCUACCCGUUGAGGUGCAGUAUCUACUGAGUCAAAAGGGUCUAGUGUGGAAAGAGUUGGGAGGGACAAUGCAGCGAUUAAUGCUCUGGGACCAAGGCUAUGUCGUCACGAAUAAUAACACGACGCGCGAGAUCAAAGUACGCUGCAAUCUUGGGAUGGACGACGUGGUGGUUUUGCGGGAUGAGUUUGUGAGACUGCACAAUUGCUUGCCGACUGUGUGUGUCGACCCUGUGGGUUCUGGAACUUUGUGGAGAGGAACGGUCUGUGCUGGCAAUCAGAUCAAGCAGGUGGCUAAGUGUGCUGUUUUGGUGUCAGAGAGUGAAGCGACGGGAUCGUCUGUGGACGUGGAGACAAGGCUAGUCUGGUCCGAAGAGGGCUACAAUACGGAUGUUCCGAUGCCUAGGCUAUGUCGUCACUCUUUGGAUACUUUUGCAAUCACAAUGCAGACUCCUACUGGCGAUGGAACCUGUCCACACCAGCUUGCACUUGUUAUCCCUUGUACGACUGUUCAGUCCUCGGCAAAUAGCAGUGAAUGGUGCAAACCUCACAAGUCUGGUGUAUUGGCAGGUCUGCUACAGGAUCUCGCUGACUUGCGUCAAACAGAAGAGAUGACAGACACUGGUUCUACCGGAAUAAUAAUUGCCAUUUGUGUGGUAGCAUCUGCGGUCGCUAUGGUACUAUACGGACUUGGACUCGUUUGCGUUCGCCAUAUUCUUUUUGUUCGUAAACAACGGAAGCAAUGGAGUGCUAGAGUGGAUCUUAUUGAGAAGUCAGGUCUAGAGGGUUGCGCUUUUACACCCGAAGGCGCAUUCUUCGUGAACGCGAACUAUGGUAACGAUGCAAUAGGUCCGAUGUCGCUCGAGUUAUUUGAUUUUGAGGCUAAGUUGGGGCUUGAAGUUCGAAAAAGACAUUCGAAUGCUUCGGGGCAUUCAGAAGUUAAUUAUUCGGACGCCCUUGGUACUUCAGGAGUGUUGUUUCGGUUUCAGAAUGACCCUGUCGUCCUUGCAUUGCGUGUUCCCAUCAUUGACGUGAAUGGUGACAAAUUGAUUUUUCGUGGCAUUUAUGGUUCACCAAAUGAGUUACUGGUUGGAAGUCUUGACUCCCGCGCGGUUGUUCUCAAGCGAUUGCAGCUGUCGAAGCGAAAUGAUAUUAGCGCUGUCGAACGCCUUGCUCGUGAAAUUUGCGUUGCUGCUAGAUUAGAGCACCCUAACAUCGUUAACAUAGUGGGAAUUGCCUGGGACUCUUUUCAGAAUCUCGUGGCAAUCUGGGAGUAUCAUCGCAGUGGUGACUUACGGCGUGCACUGCAAAGUGAGAAAAAGGCUCGAGACUGGACGUGGACCCAACAAAAACUGCAGAUUGCCGUGGGGAUACUGCGAGGUUUGUCGUUUCUUCACGCACAGUCACCCCCGAUUAUCCAUGGUGCAAUUGAACCACGCCACAUUUUGCUAGAUUCAGCAACAGGAGGGCCGGCGCUUUGUGGAUUUGGUUGCUGUGCUGGUCGAGCUUCUAGUGCUAAUUGCGAAGACAGCUCUACAGGCAGUCAAGCUGAUGCAGGUAGCAUCUGGAGUAGCCCGGAAGUCUUGACAGAUGGCGAUUUUUCUGAGAAGUCGGACGUCUAUUCAUUUGGCGUGAUGUUGGUGGCACUAGACACAGGUAAAGUGUUAGAAGAUGUUUCCAGUGAUGGCCUGCUGAAGUUGCUGACGCCGUUAUGCCCCGGAUUUAUUCGCGAGAUUGCACACGGCUGCCUCCAGAGUGAUCCGGUGGAACGUCCAAUGGUACAAGUGUUACUGCGUUACCUCGAAGAAGGUUCCAACUCAAGCUCUGUGACGAAAAAGCCCUGA
Peronospora farinosa is the source of this 1998-nucleotide messenger RNA. The record is from the annotation of a GenBank genome assembly. Lineage: Eukaryota; Oomycota; Peronosporomycetes; Peronosporales; Peronosporaceae.